AAGUAUGUAGAGACUCCAGGUCCUCGUCCUCUUAACCGCAAGCGAUCUUUAGUCCCCUGUGCAUUCAGAAACGAAACCAACCGUGUUUUUAGUUUUCUCAUUUUCCGAUCAACGAUUUACAAAAUGCUCGCUGUCUUCGACAAAUCGGUGGCCAAAAGUCCCGAGGCGCUGCGGAGCCCUGCAUCCGAUUCCGUCUGGGCUCUCAAGGAUGGAAUUCUUGCCCGCCAUUUUAGCUCCGUGUACCCUGGUUCUGUCAUCGUCAAUCUCGGAUCCGCCGGUCUCUUGGCCUAUUCCGUCGAAAAGCAAAACCCUCUCCUCCCGAGAUUAUUUGCGGUUGUGGACGACAUUUUCUGCUUGUUCCAAGGGCACAUUGAGAAUGUUGCUCAGCUCAAGCAACAAUAUGGUUUGAACAAAGCUGCAAACGAGGUUAGCAUCGUUAUUGAAGCGUAUAGAACAUUAAGAGAUCGGGGUCCGUACCCAGUUGAUCAAGUCGUGAGAGAUAUUCAAGGAAAAUUUGUGUUCGUCCUAUAUGACAGUUCCUCAAAAACUGCAUUUUUGGCUUCUGAUGCUGAUGGGAGCGUUCCCUUCCACUGGGGAACUGAUUCUGAGGGACAGCUUGUUCUCUCGGAUGAUGUCGAAAUUAUGAAGAAGGGGUGUGGAAAAUCUUUUGCUCCUUUCCCCACAGGUUGCUUCUUCACAACCUCGGGUGGGUUGAGAAGUUUUGAGCAUCCUCUUAAUGAGGUGAAGCCAGUGCCAAGGGUGGACAGUUCAGGUCAUGUCUGUGGAGCCGAUUUCAAGGUGGAUGAAGAGGCUCGAAAGGAAAGUUCUGGUAUGCCAAGAGUUGGGAGUGCUGCAAACUGGUCUACAGACUACUGAGUGCAUGAUUUGGCAAGGCUUUGCUUACUUUGCCUUACCCUUCCUCCGGCUUCUUUCCAUAUUUCCAUCCCACCAAUUGUGCCUUCUAAAUGGGUACUGAGGUUUAUACUUUACUUUCCCUAAUGGCAUGUCCGUGCAGUUAACAACUACUUAUAUCUUAUGAAUCCUGUUGGCUUAACCGAGUUACAUUCUGGUUUAAACUUUACUUUAACUGUAGCUUUGGAUUUAUGGCAAUAAAGUUGCUGCUUGCCAACUGCUGCAUAUUUAGGAUUAUCUUAA
This is a messenger RNA of Cucurbita pepo subsp. pepo (vegetable marrow), 1155 nucleotides long. Its product is annotated as stem-specific protein TSJT1. The record is from RefSeq and is a predicted model, not a curated record. Lineage: Eukaryota; Viridiplantae; Streptophyta; Magnoliopsida; Cucurbitales; Cucurbitaceae.